UGCAUUUGUAAUAUCUCUUUAUAAAUGUUCGCAUUAAAUUACAUAAUUGCCACAAAUGUUGCCUAGGUAGGCGCCUCGGCUGGUUUUGAGACACAGUCCAUCCAUGAUGAACUCGAUUGUGUGUGCGCGUGCUGAUGUUGCUGAGUUGAGCGCGCGUGCUUCACUCAUGCAGUGGGCGGUCCGCGCGUGAAAGAAAACCCCCGUGCGCGCUCUGUCCCCGAUCAUCACAGUCCUCGCAGACCCGGGACAUCCGUCCGUCCGCCUACCUAACCCCAAUCCCAACCCGAAACCCCAGACCCUCACAGGCUCGUUUCAUGCGCGAUCUGAGGCGAUGCUGGACUCCGGUGGCGGCGCGCGCGUGCUGAAGGAGGGCGCGCUGGAGAAGCGCAGCGACGGGCUGCUGCAGCUGUGGAAGAAGAAGCGCUGCGUGCUGACCGAGGACGGACUGAUGCUUCACCCACCCAAACACCACCACCACCAUCACCCCGACACCGGCUGCAAGGUGAAGGAGCUGCACUUCGCCAACAUGAAGACGGUGGACUGCGUGGAGCGCAAGGGGAAGUACGUGUACUUCACGGUGGUGAUGUCUGAGGGCCGAGAGAUCGACUUCAGGUGCCCGCAGGACGAGGGCUGGAACGCGGAGAUCACGCUCCAGAUGGUCCAGUACAAGAACCGCCAGGCGAUCCUGGCCGUCAAGUCCAGCCGGCAGAAGCAGCAGCAGCUGCUGGUGGUCUCCUCGCAGAAGAUGGUCCGAAACGCGCAGUAGGACGCCGGAUAGCCGCGGAGCCUCUCCGGAGGGCUCGAGAACAAGAGACGUUCCCGUGUGAAAGCGGGACUCGAUGCGCAUUACAGCAGAGAGGAGCUCGCGGACGUCGGUUCGGUGUCACCUUGUGCACUUGGACGCGCGCACAGACGCUCUUCAUGCAUUGAAAGACAUCACUGCUGAAUUACCAUCAUAAACGAGCCGGGAAUAUCUCCUCAGAGACUGUUAGGGAGGCCGGGGCAAGUUGUCACAUUGAGGUUUUGAUUGAAAAACUAUUUGUAUGAACGCUCCUAUUGUCUCGCAGUGGUUAUGCGUGUUGCUUUCAAGCAUCUGGUCUUAAAUUAGGGUAUAUAUAUAUAUUAAUUAAUCAUUUGGUAAUCUGUAAAAUCACGCUUGGAUCUAUUAAGGUGAGAGUGAACUGAUUGCAUUCUCCAAAAAUGCCAGGUUGGGGCAAGUUGUCACAUUAUGUAAUGAAUUAAAAUCUGUUGGUCAAAAUGACCUAAUUUGUGUUUCAGAAUUACUUAGUGUCAAAAAAAUGGAAUGUUGCUAUUGUGACAACAUGCCCCACUAUAUAUUAUGUUAAAUGAACUGUCUUUUCUGGGUAGUAAUGGUGUAAAUGUCCCUAUGAUUUCUGAAGCAAAUACUUUAAAGUCUGUAUUUAUACAGAAACUGGCUGAAAAUACCCGGAGUAAAAGGUGUGACAACUAGCCCCGGUCUCUCUUAUAUGUUUAUUGGUUGUAAAUGUGAAAUGCCUUUAGUGCAUCAUCAUCAUCAUCAUCCGUCUGUCUGUUUUGAACAGAAAUGCCACCAUCACUUUCCAUUUCAGCGCAGUUUCAUUUGUCAGUCUCGUGCGGCUCUGGACGUGUAAUCAAUAUCUUCCGGGGGACCUGAAAGGCCAAUUUGUUACGCUCCAGGUCGCAGUCUGCAUGUGCGGUGCAGGGAUUUUAAAGAGACCACCUGAGAGUCACAACACCGCCUUGCAGUGUCACACAUCCAGAAAACUCCUGAAAUCCAGUGAUCCUGUCAGAUCCACCACCAUCAUUUAUGAUCUCUGAUGCUCGACCAGUGGAGAUGCUCUCAGCGUUUAAUGUGCCCAUGCGUUCGAUUAGAUAUUUAUUUGUACAUAUAUUUUGUAACAGUCAUUUGCAUAUCUGAAUGUUGGGUUAUGUCUCUUUAAGUACACUUGCUGCAUCUCAGAAUAAGCUUUUGAUUUUCGUUUUUUGUUAUUUGUGUAACUGGUUUGAAUGGAAGAUCCAACGCUGGUUUUGAAGGUACAUUGUUGGUUCUACUUUUUGUUGUUAUUCAAACCAAAGAAUGUACUUCACCGUUGUCUAAACAUUUCAUUGGGUGGAUCUACAUCAUGUUGACUUGACGUAACUCUUAGGGGCCGUUCACACAGAGCACGUCUUUGCAUCGAAAAAUGCGAAUGCAUAGCCUCCUUGUUAGAGCACCUGCCUCCUAUGCCAGCGUAACCGGGUUCGAGUCCCGCUUAGGGCGGUUCAAACAGGAGGGGUUACAUUUACAUAGAAAAACAAUGGAAAAGUAGCGCAUUCUGUGUGAACGGCCCCUUAAGGUUCAUUAAUUUUAACUAAGAAAGUUGACUGUGCCAUUGACCUCAGUCAGUGUAGAUGCCAUAAUUGAUGCAAUGAAAAUGUGAUGUGCAGUUUUCCAUUUUGUUCCACUGGAAAUGGCAAAAACACUUGGUAAAGUCUCAUAUGUCUUCUUUUCACAGCCCCGUUUUCAUUCCCGCCAAAUUAAACGUGGCCUCUAUCCUGACUGAGGAUGUUGAUCUGUGUAUUCCGAUCAAUAGUGCAUUACAUAAAACUUUUCUCAGUCGAAUGCACAGUGACAGAAAUGAACUGGAUGUUGUUGAUUCAUCAGAAAUGCCAGACGAUCUGCUGUCGAGUCCUGCGUGUGACUGAAUUGUUGUUUGCUUUGUGUGAAAAUGACAUUUUUUGAUGGAACGGCAUCGUUCCUUAAGCUGAUCUGAAUGCCACUUUCAUACCUUUGAAAUAUACAUUCCAUUUCAAAUGAA
Messenger RNA from Megalobrama amblycephala (Wuchang bream), 2798 nucleotides. It is a transcript of the gene phlda1, whose product is annotated as pleckstrin homology-like domain, family A, member 1. The transcript has a single exon. NCBI's taxonomy places the organism in Eukaryota, Metazoa, Chordata, Actinopteri, Cypriniformes, Xenocyprididae. Gene Ontology annotation, biological process: positive regulation of apoptotic process. The record is from RefSeq and is a predicted model, not a curated record. The coding region runs from base 332 to 766 and encodes 144 amino acids. Gene Ontology annotation, molecular function: phosphatidylinositol phosphate binding.